UGAGCAUUGCGUGCGAUGAGACUUGAGGAGUGCAAGGAAACGGUUUCUGCUAAUUCACAAUAAAAGGGAAGGGAGGAUAUGCGUAAUGACUGGUUGGGAUCUAUACGAUCAUUCUUUUCUUUUCUUUUCUUUCUCCUUUUCUUUUUCUUUUUCAUAUUCCGUUUUGGAUCAACAGCAUCUCCAUCACUGUCAUAGUCAUGACUAUUUUGCAUCUUCUCUGCACAUGCCACGGCGCUUGCGGUGUUUUUGAGAGCC
Aspergillus pseudotamarii is the source of this 255-nucleotide messenger RNA. RefSeq lists its product as uncharacterized. The transcript has a single exon. The coding region runs from base 86 to 250 and encodes 54 amino acids. The record is from RefSeq and is a predicted model, not a curated record. Lineage: Eukaryota; Fungi; Ascomycota; Eurotiomycetes; Eurotiales; Aspergillaceae.